Lecanosticta acicola is the source of this 1796-nucleotide messenger RNA. NCBI's taxonomy places the organism in Eukaryota, Fungi, Ascomycota, Dothideomycetes, Mycosphaerellales, Mycosphaerellaceae. The record is from the annotation of a GenBank genome assembly.
AUGGCCACAACCACAAUCAUUGACGACGUGAAAGAGAUACCGAAUCACUAUCCAUCCAUAUUUCAUGGGCCUGCAGAUCCUCCACUUGUCACUCUGACGCUUGGUGACUUUCUGGACGCUCAAUGCAGACGGCAUGGCAAUCGCGAGUGUAUCGUAAUCCCAUGGACCGGCGACAGAUGGACCUACGACGAUCUGAGAGAGCAAAGCUCCGCGCUAGCCCGCUAUCUUCAGGCCAGAGGUAUUCAGUCGGGUGAUAGAGUGGCUAUCCUGGCCGGGAAUCGCGCAGAAUAUGCCUCUGUAUUCUUUGCUUGCAUGCGCCUGGGUGCCAUCUUGGUCAUACUGAAUAACACAUACACCACUCCCGAAGCCGAACAUGCAUUGCAGUAUACCGGUAAGUCCUGGUAGACGCCAUGGACAGUGCCAUGCCGACAACUGACGCUUGCUAUACAGCAACCAAGGUGCUAUUUGCAACUCCUUUCAUCGGCCGGCAAGACAACCGCCCCAUGCUCAAACGCUUCACGCAACUCGCGGGUCCAGUUUCGGGACUGCAACAGGUCAUACUCUUGGAGGGCACGAUGGGCGGAUUCCUGGAUUACCAGACUGCCGUGCGAGUGGGCGAACGGCUUCCCGAAGGUCCUCUGAAACAGGUUCAAGAGAGCGUCAGCCCGUAUGAGACUUGCAACUUGCAGUUCACCUCUGGAUCAACAGGGCACCCAAAAGCAGCUAUGUUGACACAUCAUGGGCUGCUAAAUAACUCACGUUUCAUUGGGGAUCGCAUGAGCCUGACCCAGGCAGAUGUGCUCUGCUGUCCGCCUCCGCUAUUCCACUGCUUUGGUCUCGUCCUGGGACUGUUGGCGGUUAUGACACACGGCGCGAAGAUCGUGUAUCCGUCGGAGGUAUUCGAUGGGCCUUCGGUCUUGCAGGCAAUCACUGAAGAAAAAUGCACAGCAUUACACGGUGUUCCAGCAAUGUUUGACACACUGUUCAGCUUGCCCAGACCAGCAAACUUCGAUUGUAGCAGAUUGAGGACGGGCAUCAUCGCUGGAGCGCCUGUGCCUCGCCAUCUGAUGGAGUUGCUGGUGACCGACUUUGGUAUGACCGAAUUCACAAGCAGCUACGGCUUGACGGAGGCAUCGCCAACCUGCUUCAAUUCGUACGUCGACGAUUCGAUUGAUAGACGCUUGACGACUGUCGGCACCUUGAUGCCACACGCUCAUGCUAAGAUCGUAGAUUGCAACGGCCGUAUCGUUCCAAUUGGUGUCCGAGGGGAGUUAUGUAUGGCUGGGUACCAGCUACAGCAAGGCUAUUGGCGGAACCCGGAGAAGACGGCGGAGGUAAUGAAACGAGACGAGAAUGGCGUGUUAUGGCUACACACGGGCGAUGAGGCGGUGGUCGAUGAGCAUGGAUACUGCAGCAUCACUGGUCGGUUCAAGGACAUCAUCAUCCGAGGUGGUGAGAAUAUCUAUCCGCUUGAGAUCGAGGAGCGACUCGUCGCGCAUCCAGCCGUCGAUCGUGCCGUCGUCGUCGGAUUGCCGCAUCCUCGAUAUCAGGAAGUGCCUUCAGCCUUCCUGCAGCGAGCAGAGGGGGCGGAGCGGCCGAGCCUCGAGGAGAUUCAAGAGUUUAGUCGUAAGACGCUGGGUCGACACAAGGCGCCCAUGCAUGUAUUCUGGCUCGGCGAAGACGGUGUGACUGCGGAUCUACCCACCACUGGCAGUGGUAAGGUCAAGAAGUUCGAGAUGAGGAAGAUUGGAGAGGAGUUGCUCGCCGCCGUAGGUCCAGCUCGUGCUCGGCUGUAA